Cherax quadricarinatus is the source of this 2965-nucleotide messenger RNA. The record is from RefSeq and is a predicted model, not a curated record. Lineage: Eukaryota; Metazoa; Arthropoda; Malacostraca; Decapoda; Parastacidae.
UAACACUUAAUUACCACUUGCAGGAGCCAUUAAAGUGGAACUGGGUAAGGGGAUGCGCUACCUGCAGAAGGUGACUGAGAGGGGCAGGAUGGUCCUCCCCUGGCUGGAGAAACUGGAGCUGGAUUAUUCCAAGGAGAAAGAUCCCGUCAAGCUCAAGACUGGAGAUAAUGCGCAGCUUCAGGUGAGGAAAUACAACGUUGUGGCCGAGAUCUCCCGAGGCAGGUUCUCCGUCAUCUUGAAGUGCGUCAGAUCGGACGAUCAACGCCAGUUCGUGGCCAAGGUGCUGGAGAACAAGGAGACUGACUACACUGCCAGGGAGGAGUACGAGGUAGCCAAGUUCCUCAGACACGAGAGGAUUGUUCAACUCUACGAGGCUUAUAGUGUGAGCAGUGUAAUGGUGUUGAUUAUGGAGCCCCUGUCAGGUGUGGAUAUACUGACGUAUCUGGCCAUGCAGUAUGAAUACUCUGAACAACACGUGGCCAUCGUGGUCACUCAGGUACUGGACGCCCUCUCGUACCUACACUGGCGCGGGUACUGCCCUGACCUUCAACCAGACAACGUUGUGCUCACGUCUACUCGCCGCUGUGACGUCAAGCUGGUGGACUUGGGCAGUGCUCAGAAGGUCUCCAAGCUGGGUUCCACGGUGCCCCUCAGCGGACUUCUCGACUAUACUGCUCCUGAAGUGCUGUGUGACCAGCAAGCGUUCCCCAACACCGACAUCUGGUCCCUGGGCACUCUCGCCUAUCUCCUGCUCUCUGGCACCAGCGCCUUCAGAGGGGAGGACGAAGACGAGACCAAGGCUAACAUCCAGUUCGUGAGGUACAGGUUUGAGAACCUGGCAGCCAACACCACACAAGAAGCUAUACGUUUUCUCAUGCUCAUCUUCAAGAGAGACCCCAGCAAACGGCCUAACGUAGAAGAAUGUAGAGAACAUAGAUGGUUGAUGGAGAACGACUUCCUAGCUAAGAAGAGAGAACGAGCCACAUUCUUCGGCAGUAGACUCUGGGAGUACGACGCAUCUUACCACAGAGGGAGAGCAGCAGUAGUUACCAAGUCUCCAGAUUUGCUUAACUUCAAUAACGCCAACCUUCCCAGUGUUUACGACCCCGACAAGCUGUCUGAGGUCUAGGACACCGCCGAUGCCGCUUCUCCAACUCUCGUCUUAAGAGCUUCUCGCUGUCAUGUCUUAGCAACAAGUGUCGAUACUGAAUAAAUUUUUUAUCAUUGCUGCAUCGGGGACCUUUCCCGGUGGCCACUGGAGUGUGUGGGAGCAGAGACGACCAUGAUGGCACCAUCUUCACAUCUUUUGAAGACUUAUUUUCUCGUCACAAUCAUUUCAGCCUCGCAUUGCUCCUGACCUUCAUGCUGUUGAAGUGAACUGUGUGAAGAUCAUACAUACUCAAUGGCGAGUUAUUUAGCCAUGGAAGCGCUGGAGGUGGCAGCUAGCCGUCGUGGACCCCAGAUACUGACGCGGCGGACAGUGUGUGUAGUACUAUCAUAUCCACAUCCAUGCUGUAAAUCCGCCUGGAACAUACCUCCAGUGUCGACACAGCUAGCUUCAAGACAAGAGAAUGGUGUAUCACGAACUGUUGACUGGAUGGUGAACGAGUUUUGAAAGAAAAAUUUACAAUGUCCUCUGUGUUAGUGCAAGUGUCGAGCUCUAUAAGGGAAGGACUUUAACAAGCGACACAUCCCUUUUGAGUUUUUUUCGUGCAGCGUUGUUGAAGUAUCUGAACUCAGCGAUAAGUCGUUCCUCUGUUUUGUAUCGCACUCAGAGUACUGGAACAUUUCAUCUGACUUCGAUGAUCGUGUAUCUUGUCCAUCCUGGGUGCCGAUUCCACUGGGUUACAUGAAAGAGAACUACUGGUCAUUAAUAAGAGUUAAAUAUUUUGAAAUGAAUUUGUGUUCAGAUAAUUACUCGAGAUGCUUAAAAAAAAUAGUCAAUUCAAAGUUACUUUUUAUACACACAAUAUUUAACAGAUUUUGGCGAGAUAAGUUUUAUUGAAACGUAUUUCAACACUGUUCCUGUGACCUCGUCCAAACAUCUAUUUCAGGUCACAGGUAUUAUGACCUUGAGUUUAUGAAUGGUAAGAAACUAAUCAGUAGAUUCAGCACUGUCUCCAGGAUACUUGGACUUAGGGAGGAAGAAAAGGUCGGAUAUUGAUCAAAUAUCUUCAGAGAUGAGAGAAUAAGGUCCAUAAUUGGGCCAUUUAGUGCGUUUGUGAGAGUUGAGUGAACCUGUGUGUGGUCUGGAUUACUGUAAGAGUAAAACGAGAUUAAAGGAAAAAAUAUCCACAGAGGAAGACCUUAACUUCGAAGAAUCAAUACAAGACUGGGAAAUAGUCGUUAAUCAAACUCUCCAAGGCAGGGAAAAAGAAUGAUAAUUCCUUGAAGAGCUUUCUGGACAAGGUAAUCUUGAAGAUGUUAACAAUGAGAGAGUAUUUCAGACAUUCGUUUACAGAGUUUUAAUAAAACUCGAAUAAUGGCUUCAGUUAUUAUAAAGAGGUGAACCCGUAUGGGUCACGAGCACAAGAUACCUUCGAAGCAAGGUAACUGAAUUUCACUGAAAAUAUUUUGGAUAGGUUCUGACAGCAGUCAAGAGAGAAUUUAACAGCAUCUGUAGUGAAGUGAAAUUAAAAUUUCCUCAGAGAAAUGUAACUACAGAUCUCAGUCACCAUAGUCAGCAGUAAAAGAUUUUUCUAAUGUAUAGUGUGAGCACUAUAAGAUGAUCUAUUGUGUAUGAUAGUUAUAGUGCUCCAGUGUUUGGGUUAUUGUCCUGUGUGGUAACAUUGUUCCUGUCAUCGCUUAUUUCUAGAUUUCUGAUUACUCAUUAUAGUGGCGUCAUUCACGGCCGCGCUUGGCUAUUGAUUGACGCCAAGCAACUGCUUGUAAACAAAGAUGUACAGAAUAUGGAACGAGAAAGAUGUAUUAGUUUUGAUUUUUUGAAAUACACAUUGAUGUCUUU